Paralichthys olivaceus (Japanese flounder) is the source of this 2307-nucleotide messenger RNA. RefSeq names its product RAB14, member RAS oncogene family, like (gene rab14l). Gene Ontology annotation, molecular function: GTPase activity; GTP binding. Lineage: Eukaryota; Metazoa; Chordata; Actinopteri; Pleuronectiformes; Paralichthyidae. Gene Ontology annotation, cellular component: Golgi apparatus; recycling endosome; phagocytic vesicle. The record is from RefSeq and is a predicted model, not a curated record. Gene Ontology annotation, biological process: defense response to bacterium; Golgi to endosome transport; phagosome maturation.
GAGCAGCCAUCUUGGAUAGACAGAUCAGACUUGAGCCAGGAUAACCUGCAGACCUCCUCUGAGCAGCUCAACUACUCCCAGCUCCAAAAGACUCCAUUCUCUGAGCCACAAUGGCCACUGCACCGUACAACUACUCCUACAUUUUCAAAUACAUCAUUAUCGGGGACAUGGGGGUAGGGAAGUCAUGUUUGCUUCACCAGUUCACAGAAAAAAAAUUCAUGGCAGACUGUCCCCAUACGAUUGGUGUGGAGUUUGGUACAAGAAUCAUCGAGGUGAGUGGCCAGAAGAUCAAGCUGCAGAUCUGGGACACAGCGGGACAAGAGCGCUUCAGGGCCGUCACCCGCUCCUACUACCGCGGCGCUGCAGGAGCACUCAUGGUCUACGACAUCACUAGGAGAAGCACAUACAACCAUCUUAGCAGCUGGCUGACUGAUGCCAGAAACCUCACCAACCCAAAUACUGUGAUCAUUCUCAUAGGAAACAAGGCAGAUUUGGAGGCCCAGAGGGACGUCACAUACGAGGAGGCAAAGCAAUUUGCUGAGGAGAAUGGUCUGUUGUUUCUCGAAGCUAGUGCGAAAACAGGUGAAAACGUGGAGGACGCUUUCCUGGAAGCUGCUAAGAAGAUCUACCAGAACAUCCAAGAUGGCAGCCUGGACCUGAACGCCGCAGAGUCGGGGGUCCAGCACAAGCCCUCGGCCCCCCAGGGCGGCCGGCUAACCAGCGAACCACAGCCCCAGAGGGAAGGCUGCGGCUGCUAAUGACCAAGCAAAACCCCCUCCCUCCAUCUUCCCUUUUCUUCUCUGUCUCCAUCUGUCCUGCCUGCCCCUUCUCUCAAAAACCACCACCCGCUUGCCUCAUUCAUCCAUUCCGUCACUUCUGUACGUUCAUCCCCCCUCAGUGCACCCGGAGCUGCAUGAGAGCAGGGCUGCGGAGUGAAGGGACGGAUACUGACUUGGGCCAGACUGAGCUGGGCUGCGUGGAUGACAUCUCCCCUCCACCUCUUCUUCCUCCUCCCCUAUGCUUGUCUUUUCCUCUGUUGCCGUCUCACUCCUCUUUAAACUCUGUCAGUGUGUUUUCAUCCCAUAACGCGCCUCCUUCGCUCCCCUCCGCUCCUCUCGCACCACUAGUGCGUCCAGUCCCACCCCACCCUCCCGUCGUAGUAUCCUAGACACCACCACACAUUACACGGGUUACUGACACUUUAGAUAGACGUAAUGUUCAUACGAUAACGAUAAACCGAGACUGUUUUUUAUGUUUGGUUUUAUAGCUGUAUAUGAAAUGUAAGCACUGCUACAAGUUUCAUCCACCACUCAUUAGCUUAGUUUGAAUCAGAAUCUAAAUUAUAUUCCCAAUCUCCUAGCGCCUCUCCUGCAUGGUUUACUGUAGCCGAGCAAGCUUUCCCAGCAAGAUCCAGCCCUGUGGCUUUUAAUUCUGUUUCUGCUGCUUGGCACAAAGUUCCUUUUGCCAGAUGUGGCAGCACAGAUGUUCUCAGGAGAGAGAGGGGGAGACAUUUAAAAUGCACCCACAGGGAAUUUGUGGGUGAUUCCUCAGUCUCUCUCUCCUUGGAGAAAUCAUAGGAGGAAAUAUUGGAUGUUUUCCAGUUUGUGUGUUUUUGUGAGUGUUGGUGUGUUAAGAAGUUGGAUGGGUUGUUUCUUUUUGACACUUUGACAAAAACAUAAAAAAAAAAAAUAAUAAUAACGUGGCUUUUCAGUUUUUUUGAUGAAAAGAUUCAUUCACAUCUGUUUCUUUGCACCAGCUCACCCAUUCCCUCAAACGCCUGAGCCCAAGACUCCUCCCAGGUCAUAUCAACAGAAUCUGUCUUUACCAGCAUUGUCUUUGUUCGUUGCCUUAUAAUUCACGUGUAUUACUCUUGAAUCUUAAUACUUUUCGCUGCACUCGCUCUUCACACUGCUGUCGGGACUCAUCCCCGUGUCAAGUCCUUUUUUUUUUUUUUUGGAAUCAUUUCGGUCUACACUGACGGCUCACGUGGUCAGAAUAUCUCCAAUGGUUGAGUAUCAUGAUGUUCUGAAACAACUUCUUUAUUUCAUGUGUGGCUGAUCUGAAGAGCUGAUAUGUUCAUUUUGACAGUUGUGUACUACAACACCAAGCAGCAUGUCUCCACACCCUAAAAUAUACAAUGAAUUUGUCAAAAUCCAAUUGUUUUUGUUUUUUUACUACAAUUGUUCUGUAUCAUAGUGAUUCCCUGAUUGGACAGCUGUAUAUAUAUAUUGCUUCUUAACUACUUGGUGAUGACCUCGCUACUUGGGAUUUAGAAAUUUAUUUGCUGACUCUGCCGAGAUCUGUACA